AUGGCAGACGAGGACACCAAGCUCUUCGACCAGUGUCGCAUUUGCAUUGUGUGCUCAAAUGAUCUCCCUCUGGAGACUGCGGAGCAGCUUGCUACAGUGAUCGGAGAAUAUGGCGGCGAACCGUCAAUACACGAGUCUAGCCCUGAAAAAGAGGACACUCUCGAAUGCACUCAUAUUGUUGCAAAUAACACCCACUUUCACACCUACGACCUCGCUCGCAAGACUCUCAUUCCCGUGGUGAAGCCCUCGUGGGUGCAUAACUCGCUAGCGAAACGGAAAGUGGCCAACCCCCGUCAACACAGCCCCGAUCCGCGCCUUUUCCUCAGCGAUGUAGUCGUUACCUGUGGUGAUAUCCCAGAAGGCGACAAGGAUGCGAUUAUCGGCGGGGUCGUGGCCAAGGGUGGAUUGUACAGCCCCCGAAUCACUGGAAUGGUUACCCACCUGGUUGACUUGACUGUGGAAUCGGACAAGGCGCGACUGGUGCAGGCCAAGAAGUUGCGUGUAAAGAUAGUUUUGCCACACUGGUUUGACGACUGCCUGAAACUCGGUCAACGCAUUGAUGAACGCCCGUACACACUCCCAGACCCUGAGAUCCUCCGCCCAGGCCUUGAUGCUCCCAUUCGAUCAAACGAGAACAAGGAUCUGGCAGGGGCAUCUACCCCUGAACCUUCCAUAAUGCCCACGCCACCCAGUAUCCCACGUACCGGGGACCAAUCGAGUGUCUUUGCAGGAAAAUCCAUCAUGCUCUCGCGAGAUUUGGGCAUUGGCUCACAUAUGCUGGAGUCUAUCGAGGCCGUGCUCAAGCAAGGUGGUGCUACCAUAACAUCCAAAGUCGAGGAUGCGGACUGGUUGAUUUGCCGAUUCCGAGAGGGCUUUGUGUACAGGACGGCAUCACGCUUGGAGAAGAUUGUUGGCAACCUCGCCUGGCUGUACCAUCUUAUGACCUUCAACACUUGGACUCGACCCUUGACUAAACUCUUGCAUUACCCCGUGUCGCGCACACCAAUUCCUGGAUUUGAAGGGUUGAAGAUCAGUCUUUCCAACUACGUUGGCGAGGCGAGAAUUUACCUCGAGAAUCUAGUUGCAGCAGCGGGUGCUGAGUGCACCAAGACAUUGAAACAAGAGAACACGCAUCUGAUCACCGCUCAUGGUAACAGUGAAAAGUGUAGUGCGGCACGAGAAUGGGGACUACAGGUGGUUAACCAUUUGUGGUUGGAAGACAGCUACGCCGCAUGGAAACUGCAACCGGUGUCCAACCCUCGGUACAACCACUUCCCGCCUCGGACUAACCUUGGCGACAUUGCUGGACAGAAGAUGCUGGAUAUCGACGUUCUUGAGCGGAACUUCUUCUCUACUCAAGCCAUGGAGGAACCUUCGAGUCCUCCCCGUGCUAUGCGGGCCAAAGACCAGAACACGGAAUCGAUGCAGCCACCCGCGGAGAAGCCUCGCAAGGAAACCGAAAAGGUCUCUGAGACUGCCGAGGGCACCCCUCAGGCCAAGACUAAAACCACCCGCCGGGCAGCAGAUAAUAAGCAGGCACAGACGCCUGCGCGGUCCCGGCUGAUUCCCGACGAUAAAGAAAACGAGACACCUUCUUCGACCAGCAGCCGCAAAUCUAAAGACGCAGCAGCAGCUCGGCUCCAUGAGAUCGCCCCCGAUAUUGCUCUGUAUGAGAAGGAGAUGAAACGCGUUGGUGGUGUUAUCUAUGGGGGCCGACGAAAGUCUGACGAGGAUCGUGUAUCUAUCAAUUUAAAGAAGCGCCGCUCCGCCGAGCCACAGGAGGAGAGCGACGGCGAACAAGCCUCGGAUGCGAAGCGACAGAAGAAGUCUCGACCUCCCAUUUCCAUGCACUUGCUGAUUACUGGCUACCAAAAGUGGGUGGGCAAGGGCAAUGAAAAGAAAGAGGAUGCAGAUAAGCGCCAUCUCCGAGAUCUUGGGAUCAUGGUAGUUCAGGAUGCCCGCCGAUGCACUCAUUUGGCUGCACCUUCCAUCCUGCGCACCGCCAAAUUCGUUAAUGCACUGGCCUAUGCGCCAGUGAUUAUGAGCACUGACUUUGUCGACAACUGCCUCUCGCAGGAUGAGUUGCUUGACCCUAAGGACUUCCCACUUGUGGAUAAGACGGCUGAGUCAAAGUUCCAUAUGUCCCUUGCCAAGUCAUUGGGAAAUGCAAAGAAAAACAAGAACAAGCUUCUGCGUGGCUUCCGUGUCUAUUGCGUGGAGGAUAUCCGCGGAGGGUACGAAGCAUUCAAAUCGAUCGUGGAGGCAAAUGGCGGCGAGUGUUUGCUCUUCCGUGGUCGCCUCGCAUUGAAUAACACUUCUCGAAGGGAAGAGAGCGAUGAUGAAGACGAGGAGAUGCAAGAUGACGAGCCUGGUCGCAAUGAAGCCUUCCUUCUGAGCGGUGCUGAGCGCAAGCAUGCUCGCCUUUGGCCUCGAUUCCGUCAACUAGCUGGCGAUGUCAAGCGAACUCCCCGCAUCGUGCGUGUGGACUGGCUGCUCGACAUGGCCAUGUCGCAGGAACUGCGGGCGGCGGAUGAGUACGAGCUAGACGAGAGCUCGAUUGAGGAUGCAGACGAGUAG
Molecule: messenger RNA, 2577 nt
Organism: Penicillium cataractarum
Lineage: Eukaryota; Fungi; Ascomycota; Eurotiomycetes; Eurotiales; Aspergillaceae
Product: BRCT domain-containing protein
Exons: 4
Coding region: 1-2577 (858 amino acids)
Biological process (GO): double-strand break repair; DNA double-strand break attachment to nuclear envelope
Cellular component (GO): Cul8-RING ubiquitin ligase complex; nucleus
Source: RefSeq, a predicted model, not a curated record